AUGAAUAGUAAACCGAGUACUUCUAAGCGUUCUAGUAGCGUCAAAAAGACAUCGUUUUGCAAAAAAAGACGUAACAGUAGUGAUGAAGGUGAAGGAAUUGACAUGGAUCUCUUAGAAUUUUCGAGUGAUGAAGAGGUUUAUUCGCAAUGUGAUUAUGAAGAUGGAUCAUCUGAAGAGGAAAGUGAUGACAGUAAUUUGAGCAUUUUUGAUACUCGUAAACAACCUGAAAUGAUAAAGCAUACAUUGAAUACUCUCCAGAAGUCAAGUUCAGCCUUGACGUCAACAAAAUCAAAUAACAUAGCUUCUAAGCCACGUCCAUCGCAUGUGUCAGCUGAAUUCUCCUCUGCUUCAAAAACGAUAGAUGAUAUUAUGCCGCAAUCUCCUAAGGAAAUGGAGGAUGAGCUUAUGCCACAACCACCACCAGCAAAUAGCCGGCAUAUCCCUUCCAUAGUACAGGAUUACAAUGAACUUCCUGACUUACCUGAUUAUCUAUUACGAGAGAAUAUGUCUACCCCUAGUUUUUCCCUGUUAAGAUCUGACGUGCCUACUCCUGACUACUGUGAUGGCAAUUUAGCAUCCGAACCUCAUAAUUCACCUAGCUCGUCUUUGCCUCACUUGCCUAUUCGUAAUAUUGCGGAAAACUUACCCUCUCGAGAAGGAUCUUCAGAACGUGGUGAUUUAGUCAGCCCGUCUAUUUUCCUUUCGCCUAUUCCAAAUAAUGCAGAAAAUUUACUCUCUCGACAGGUAGCUGCAGCUAUUCGAAACGAUAAAAAUGUACCCUCUCUAGAUUGUCCUACAGAAACUUGGAGCACUGAUCGAAGCUCAAUGAAGACAAUUUACUUUACUCAGUCACAAGAGCUACUAGUACCGCCUCCAGCGAAUCCUUUUGAAGCAUUGAGACUUUUGAUUAAUGAUAAAUUGAUAGACCUAAUUGUGCAAGAAACUAACGCUCACGCAGUAAGAGUACUAUCUUCACCUGGUGUAACAGAUCAAUCAAGAAUCACACGCUGGAAGGAUGUAACACGUGAAGAACUUUGGACAUUUUUUGGACUGCUCCUGCAUACAGGAACAAUUCGCCUAAAUAGGCUAAGUGAUUAUUGGAAAACACACUGGCUAUUUAAAUUACCAUGUUUUUCUCGUUACAUGCCAAGAAACCGUUUUAUGUUAAUACUACGUUGCCUACACUUCUCUUCUGAUUCAAAUGAGGAAGAUAGGUUGGUUCCAAUUCGCCCAAUCAUGAACCAUUUUAAUGAGACGAUGAAACGUAUUUACAGUCCAGGUAAACAGUUAUCACUUGACGAGUCGAUGGUUUUAUGGCGAGGUCGACUUAUAUUUCGGCAAUAUAUUAAAAACAAGCGCCACAAAUACGGUAUAAAGUUAUAUGUUCUGGCGGAACCGGAUGGCACGGUCUUGAAUUUUCAAGUAUACAGUGGUGCAAAUGAUACUACCUCAGGAAAAGGACACACAGAAAAAAUUGUCCUGAAAUUGCUCGAAGAAAGAUUAGACUACGGCCACAGUAUAUACAUGGAUAAUUAUUAUAAUUCCUACAAUUUGGCAGUAAAAUUACUGGAACGAAAAACUUACUGCACAGGCACGUUGGGAAAAAACAGAAAAAAUAAUCCAGUGGAUCUCGGUUCAGUCACACUCAGAAAGGGAGAAAACAAGUCAUCAUUCUUGAACGGUGUCCACAUCGGUAAGUGGAGAGACAAACGGAACGUGCUCUAUAUAUCCACGGAACAUGACGACGAGAUGGUAGAAGUUGCUAGCAAAAGGGGCCAAGUGUUGCUAAAACCCUCAGCUAUAGUCCAUUACAACAGCUUUAUGUCUGGGGUAGACCUUCAGGACCAAAUGUUGGCCUAUUACCCAUGCCAAAGAAAGACGCUGCGCUGGUACAAAAAACUUUUUGUACAUAUUCUACAAAUGAGUCUAAGUAACGCCUUUUACUUGUUUAAUAAAUACUCAAAUUCCGACAAGAUGAACCUCUAUGAUUUUCGAAUGGCUAUCUUAGAAAAUCUUUUACCUCAACCUGUACCAACGGAGCAAAUUAAGUCUAAGUUAAAAAUUCAACACCACUUGACAAAAAUAGAAAAUUUUAAAUUACGUGAAAAACGAGAUGGUAAUUCCACAAAAAUUACUAGAGAAAUCAUCAGGAAGGAGUGCAAGGGCUGCAGAGCCAAGAAGAAAAGAGUAGCUACCUUAUAA
Molecule: messenger RNA, 2202 nt
Organism: Parnassius mnemosyne (clouded apollo)
Lineage: Eukaryota; Metazoa; Arthropoda; Insecta; Lepidoptera; Papilionidae
Source: the annotation of a GenBank genome assembly